This is a messenger RNA of Alligator sinensis (Chinese alligator), 3280 nucleotides long. RefSeq names its product endoplasmic reticulum aminopeptidase 1. The transcript has 19 exons. NCBI's taxonomy places the organism in Eukaryota, Metazoa, Chordata, Crocodylia, Alligatoridae. Gene Ontology annotation, biological process: proteolysis; peptide catabolic process. Gene Ontology annotation, cellular component: cytoplasm. The record is from RefSeq and is a predicted model, not a curated record. Gene Ontology annotation, molecular function: zinc ion binding; peptide binding; metalloaminopeptidase activity. Bases 16 to 2925 code for a protein of 969 amino acids.
CCGUUACAUCGUGUGAUGAAACCUUCCGGGAGAGAGGUGGAGUUGGCAGCCCCGCCGCAGGGGGGUGAUGCAGCCUGGGCCUGCCCCGGUCUGAAACGGGGAGGGAAAACGCAGAGCAGACAGUCAUUUGUGAGGAAACAGAAAGAAAAGGCAGGAAUGGCAGCCGCAUUCUUCACUCUGCAACCUGUGGAUCAGUCAGCAGUGCUGAUGAAGACACUACUGUUGUUAAGUGUUUUGAGUAUUGCAGGGUCUGUGAGCAGCGACCACCACAGUGGAACUAGUGAGACAGACCAUACGGCCUCUGGUAAUGGAAGCAAACUGUUUCCUUGGGAUAAAAUGAGGCUUCCCAAGCAUGUCACCCCAGUGCAUUAUGAUCUACUCAUCCACCCUAAUCUCACCACUCUGACGUUUACUGGCUUUGCCAACAUACAAGUUACAGUAAACCAACAAACCACUUCAAUCAUCUUGCACAGCAAGCACCUGCAGAUUACCAAAGCCACCAUCCAAGGAGGAAAAGGAAAUAGUCAUGCAGAAACAGAAGUGAUGGUUUGGAAACACCCCCCAUUUGAACAGAUUGCACUCCUUGCUUCUGAACCACUGCAAGUUGGACAAAAUUAUACAGUCCACAUCGAGUAUUCAGCCAAUCUAUCAGAGAGUUUCCAUGGCUUUUAUAAAAGUAGUUACAGAACUCAGGAAGGAGAAGUGAGAGUACUUGCCAUAACACAGUUUGAACCAACAGCUGCACGUAUGGCCUUCCCAUGUUUUGAUGAACCAUCCUUCAAAGCCCAAUUUUCAGUUAAGAUUAGGAGAGAACCAAAGCACCUUGCACUAUCUAAUAUGCCAAUAGUGAGAUCUGUGAAUAUUUCGAAAUGGCUUGUUGAGGACCAUUUUGAUGUUAGUGUAAAGAUGAGUACUUAUCUUGUGGCCUUUAUAGUUUCGGAUUUUAAAUCAGUCAGUAAGAUGACCCGUCAUGGAAUUAAGAUUUCCAUCUACGCUGUGCCUGACAAAAUCAACCAAGCUGAUUAUGCCUUGGAUGCAGCAGUGAAACUUUUAGACUUCUAUGAAGAUUACUUUAGCAUUCCAUACCCCUUACCCAAACAAGACCUAGCUGCUAUUCCUGAUUUUCAGUCUGGUGCUAUGGAAAAUUGGGGAUUGACUACAUACAGGGAAUCUGCUUUGUUAUAUGACUCUGAAAAAUCUUCAGCAUCAAGUAAACUCUGGAUUACAAUGAUCAUAGCCCAUGAGCUAGCUCACCAGUGGUUUGGAAACCUAGUUACUAUGGAAUGGUGGGAUGAUCUUUGGCUAAAUGAAGGGUUUGCAAAGUUUAUGGAAUAUGUGUCAGUCAGUGUUACCCAUCCAGAACUGAAAGUUGAAGAUUAUUUUUUAGGCAAGUGUUUUGAUGCCAUGGAGGUGGAUGCAUUGAAUUCUUCACAUCCUAUAUCUACUCCUGUGGAAGAUCCAGCUCAAAUUCUAGAAAUGUUUGAUGAUGUUUCCUAUGAGAAGGGAGCUUGCAUUCUGAACAUGCUGUGGAAUUACCUGACUGCAGAUGUGUUUAAAGCUGGUAUUGUACAAUAUCUCCGGAAUUACAGCUAUCGGAAUACAAAAAAUGAAGAUUUGUGGAAUAGUCUGACAAAUAUUUGUCCUGUAGAUGGCACCCAUGAAAGCCAACUUCAAAGUGACGGCUUUUGCACCAGAAACCAGCAGACAUCUUCAAGUUCACACUGGACAAGAAGAGAGACCCUUGAGGUUGGGACAAUGAUGAACACUUGGACAUUACAAAAGGGCUUUCCAUUAAUAACUGUCAUGGCAAAAGGAAAGAAUGUCUAUCUGCGGCAAGAACAUUAUAUGAAGGGAUCUCAUUCUUCUCCACCAACAGGGUAUUUGUGGCAUGUUCCAUUAACAUAUAUUACCAGUAAAUCUGACACCGUUCAAAGAUUUUUGCUGACAACUAAAACAGAUGUCCUCAUCCUCCCUGAAGAAGUGGAAUGGAUAAAAUUCAAUGUGGGGAUGAAUGGAUAUUACAUUAUGCACUAUGAAGAUGAUGGAUGGGAUAAUCUGAUUAGCCUUUUAAAAGAAAACCACACAGCAAUUAGCAGCAAUGAUAGAGCAAGUCUCAUUAACAAUGUAUUCCAGCUUGUGAGCAUUGGAAAACUGUCGAUUUCCAAAGCUCUUGAUUUAACUUUGUACUUAAACCACGAAUCCCAAAUUAUGCCUGUAUUCCAAGGUAUGAAUGAGCUGAUUCCUAUGUAUAAGCUCAUGGAGAAGAGGGACAUGCAUGACGUAGAAAACCAGUUAAAGGAGUACAUAGUCAACGUAUUUAAAAACCUAAUUGAUAAACAGUCCUGGAAUGAUGAAGGCUCAGUCUCUGAACGAUUGCUUCGUAAUUCCCUCCUCCUGUUUGCUUGUGCACGCAAAUACCAACCAUGUGUGGACAAAGCAGAAGAAUAUUUUAUGAAGUGGAAGGAAUCUGAUGGAACUUUACGUUUACCCAAUGAUGUUAAGGCAGCAGUGUAUGCUGUUGGAGCACAGACAGUUGAAGGUUGGGACUUCCUCUUUAGUAAAUACAGGCUGCCUUCAUUCAACACUGAGAAAAACAAGAUUGAAGUUGCUCUCAGUAUUAGCAGAAAUAAAGAAAAACUUCAGUGGUUAAUGGAUCAAGGUUUGUUGGGUGAUAUAGUAAAAACCCAGGAUCUUCCACAUAUCGUAGUGUUUGUUGCCAAGAACCCAUCUGGUUAUCACCUAGCUUGGAAGUUUCUGAAGGAAAAUUGGAAUAAGCUUGCACAAAAGUUUGAACUUGGCUCGCACUCCAUAGCGGGGAUGGUAAUUGGAGUGACAAACCAAUACUCUACAAGAGAACAGCUUGCACAGAAACCAUCCACAGGCUGCCCUCAUUUAAACCAAAAGGCUGACAUUACAAUACCGUAGCUUUGGGCUGCUGCUCCUUGAACAUGGUCAGAAUGGAUAAAAAAGCUUCUUAACAGCCAAAUGCCACAAUGAAGUAAAAGUGGCCUCUCAGAAAGCAGCCUGAACUGGCUGUAGCCAGAUAUGGGUUUUUUGUUUAUAAACUUAAAUAUGCUGAAGAGGAUAUGGUAUCAUGGGUUCCUGAACACCAUAUGUAAAAUGGAAGUGGGCAUUCAACAAUGUACUGUGAAUAGAAGUCUACAGUUAUCUUUGAAUGUUGUUCUAAUUUCUGUGUACAAACAUGGAAGAUGCCGAAUUUCAGCCGAUUUUGGAUUUUAAACUUCAUUGCAGAACUACAAGGAAGUUUUGUUGGUUUUUU